Molecule: messenger RNA, 539 nt
Organism: Drosophila willistoni
Lineage: Eukaryota; Metazoa; Arthropoda; Insecta; Diptera; Drosophilidae
Exons: 1
Coding region: 96-509 (137 amino acids)
Biological process (GO): proteasome assembly
Source: RefSeq, a predicted model, not a curated record
UACCACAAUUUGAGCGUUGCCACACCAAAAUUGUCAAUGAAAUUUCAAUUUUUGGAUGUCAAAAAUUACUUUAUUAUAAUUCUACACAAACAAAUAUGAGCGAGGAAUCCAAAUCCAACGAAACUGGCUUUGAUAAACAAUUUGCUGCCGAUGUGAAUGGAAUAAAAACCGAAUUCGUCUUCCAUAGAUUCGCCAACAAAUGGCUGUUGCUCAUCACGCAGCUGGGAAAGAUUCCCGGCGUAUAUAGAAUUAGAUUCGAUAUUAAAAUAAACGAGCGCGUCGUGGGACCAAUAGACAAUCCGGAAUUUCAUGUUUCUGUUCCACUUACGAUGAAUUGCUGCUUGGGCUUGGAUUCGGAUGAAACCAGGAGCGGAAUUCAGUUUCUAGUGAAUAGAACAGCCCUAAACAAAUGUCCCAAUGAUGAGUUCGUUAUUGGUUUGGGUAUAAACCAAAUAGAUGGCGUUAAUCUGCGAGCCAUAGCCAAAAUCCUGGACGAGGUUAUAUUAUAAUAAAGCGAAAUAUAUAAUAACAGCUUAUAA